UCUUUCGCAGCCCGCCGUGCUGCCAGUGGCUGAGAUACAUGUUUUUGAGGGUCAAGAUUUCUGGAAUAUGAAUCAUUAGUCUAUUAAUCAUGGCAAACUUUUCAAGAACAGCCCAGCAAUGGGCGACUUUCUCCCGAUCAUGGUUUCUCAUUGAUGCUAAGAUGCAGCCACCUGGGAAAAUAGCCACGAUGUGUUCUGUCCGACUACAGGGGAAACACAAGCCCAUCUAUCAUGCACUGAGUGAUUGCGGAGACCAUGUGGUCGUAAUGAAUACCAGACACAUAGCCUUCUCUGGAAACAAAUGGGAGCAGAAAGUCUACUCCUCCCACACAGGGUAUCCGGGAGGAUUCAAGCAAGUCACGGCUGCCCAGCUCCACCUUAAAGACCCAAAAGCUAUAGUUAAGUUGGCGGUUUACGGCAUGUUACCCAGGAACCUGCUCCGGCACAACAUGAUGCAGCGACUACACAUCUUCACGGAGGACGAGCUGCCAGAGGACAUCCUGGCCAACCUGACGGAGGAGCUACCCCAGCCCAGAGUCGUCCCGCGGACCCUGAGCCAGUACACCCAGGAGGAGAAGGACGCCUUCCCCAGGCUCUGGACCCCACCGACAGACUACAAGAUGAAGUGAGAGCUGCAGGAUGACACCGGGGGGCUCACAGAGUCAUGCAGGAGGCAGCACGCCUUGGCCCAUUACACCGCGGCCAUGUUACCAGCUAACCUCAUCUGAAGAAAUGCCCACGGUGUUGGUGUCUUGACCGUGUUUCAAGAUGCUUCCCUCAUCUAUGAAAUUAGGACUGACUUUUAUUUUUUAUUUUUUACAUUUUUUUAUUUUUUUUUCAAACAAAGACAAAAAGUAAGAGGCCAUUUUGAACCCUGUUUUGAUACAAACAUGAACGUGAUAUAGAAGUGUUUUGAGUUAGGAGGCGGUGGUCUGUUUCUGGGUUUGAGUUGGGUUGACUGGGUUUGUUCUAGCGAUAUGCGGAAGGGUGUCUCCCUUGUCUCCAGAGAAGAUCUCACUAUGUCCAUCAUUGUCGAUAAUCACGUCAUAAACACAGAUAUAAGCCCUGCCAAGGGAAACUUAUUUAAAACUCUGGAUAUUGAAGGGUGUCUACAUAGAGAUCGAUCAUAUUUGAAUGGCUCCUGUUAUGUUUCCAUGGCUGUGAGGAUAUCGGGCAGUACAGAUGCUCCUGGUUUGAUUCCAGUGUGGGAAAGAGGCUGAAUAUUAACAACUAGAACGCUUGUUUUCCAUGACUCAAUUGAAAGGUGGUUAGGUUACUCUGGUCCAGAUGCAUUGUUUCUGACUGUCUCAACUUGCCACGCCUGUAAGUUACCCCAUUAUAAAUAAUUGUUAGUUCCUUCUUUUUUUUAAGUAUACUUUGUGUAAUAGACCAAUAAAUAAUUUACUAUA
Messenger RNA from Gadus morhua (Atlantic cod), 1409 nucleotides. RefSeq names its product mitochondrial ribosomal protein L13 (gene mrpl13). Gene Ontology annotation, molecular function: structural constituent of ribosome; mRNA binding. Gene Ontology annotation, cellular component: mitochondrial large ribosomal subunit; ribosome. Lineage: Eukaryota; Metazoa; Chordata; Actinopteri; Gadiformes; Gadidae. Gene Ontology annotation, biological process: translation; negative regulation of translation. The coding region runs from base 90 to 629 and encodes 179 amino acids. The transcript has 7 exons. The record is from RefSeq and is a predicted model, not a curated record.